Molecule: messenger RNA, 1787 nt
Organism: Glycine soja
Lineage: Eukaryota; Viridiplantae; Streptophyta; Magnoliopsida; Fabales; Fabaceae
Product: protein LATERAL ROOT PRIMORDIUM 1-like
Exons: 3
Coding region: 1-1464 (487 amino acids)
Biological process (GO): positive regulation of DNA-templated transcription
Cellular component (GO): nucleus
Molecular function (GO): DNA binding; DNA-binding transcription factor activity
Source: RefSeq, a predicted model, not a curated record
AUGAAUAGGUUUUGCUUUGAGGCUUUUGACAGGAUAAUGCGAGAUAUAAUGGCAUCUCAAAAUAAGGACAACAUUGAUAAACCUUUUGGAGGUACGACAAUAGAAGAUCUAUGCUUCUAUAGUUCUACAGUUAGUUCUGUCUUUCCACCUACUAUACACCCCACUUUUUUUUUAUCAACAGAAGUAAACUAUAUAUCAUUACUUAUAUUGUCUCUUGAUUUGAGAAGUAAUCAAGGAUUUUCAGUUGUGGCUACUACAAGGAGGUUACCUUCAGAUUCUGGUGCCUUUGCGGACUGGGCAGCGACAGCUUCCUCCGGUGCUGGUGGUGGUGGCGGCCGCGCUGUCCCCGUCGACGACCUCUCCCUCGGCUUCAAUGCGGGUCCUGCUGCCGCCGCCACCGGACCCACCGCCGGUAUGUGGUCCACCCAAGCUAGGUCAAUCAAUUACCCCGAAAUGGGGAUGUUCGUCGUGGCGCCAGCUUCUUCCUUCCACCACCACCACCACCACCAGCCGCCGCAACACGAUCCCUCUGUCAUGGCGGAUUCCCUUAACCCCGCCACUGCACUCGGCGUCGGCGUCGGCGUCAUUCCUCUCCUCGCAGCCACGCCGUGCCUCGAAUCCGACAACAACAUCCUCGGAAGUAGGACACGUGGCGGCGGGGGAAUUCAGCUAUGGCAAGACCAACAACAACACCAUCAAAGCCACUACAUGAAGAAGCAGCUGCAGCAGGGUCUUCUCGACCAUAAUAGUAAUACCAGUUCGGGGAAUUUGAUUCAGAACAGUGGCGAGGUAACUGCUUCUGGAACUAGUAGCGGCGGAACAACGUGCCAAGAUUGUGGAAACCAGGCAAAGAAAGAUUGUACCAACAGAAGGUGUAGAACCUGUUGCAAAAGCCGAGGCUUUGAUUGUCCUACCCACGUUAAGAGCACUUGGGUCCCCGCCGCACGCCGGAGAGAGCGCCAGCUAAUGACGUCGGCCACCGCAGCUGUCGCCGGUUCUAGUGGCUCCACUUCGGGCACUAAAAAACCUAGGCUCAUUGCUUCACAAACCACAACAACUUCCCACACUUCCACUUCCAACACCACCCCUCCUAGAAGCUUUGACACUAGCUCUAGCCAUCAAGAUGCGGGGUUCAAAGAGUCAUUACCUGGGCAAGUACGUGCACCAGCGGUUUUCAAGUGUGUAAGAGUGACGGCGGUGGAGGAUGGGCAAGAUGAGUAUGCAUAUCAAGCUGUGGUGAAGAUUGGUGGCCACGUGUUCAAAGGGUUUCUCUAUGAUCAAGGGGUGGAGAAUAGGGAUGUGUAUCCUAACCUAUCUGAGUUGCAUUUGGGUGGUGGAAGUGGUGGUGCAGGAAGAAAUGGGGUUUCAUCUUCAUCUCCAAUGAUGGAUCCUAAUGAUGUUUAUGCAGCUUCUGGUGGAGGGUUAUUAGGGGGUUCUUCAGCAUAUGGUAAUCCAAUGAAUUGAUCUGAAAGUGUCUGAAAAACUGUGUCUUUCCGAGUGCAAGAUAUUAGUAGAUGGGCUUGGAGAGGCUGAUGAUCUUUUAAUUUUUUUCUAGGCUUUGUAUCUUUAUUGCAAAUGUCACUUUUUCUGUCUGCCAUUUUUCAACUUGAUUUUAGUUCUAUAAUUCUUUCUCCCGCCCAAUCUGGCCCUUGUCAUUGCAUGAGAUCAUCUGUUUGUGACAAGGAAGCCUCACUAUCUUCUAACUGUUAAAUGAAAUUGUUUCUUAUGUAGUAAAUUUAACUCAAACUGGAAAGCAAAGGUGAUUAAAACUUAUUUUACUUGGUUCA